Messenger RNA from Pelobates fuscus (common spadefoot toad), 4750 nucleotides. RefSeq names its product PAX interacting protein 1 (gene PAXIP1). Bases 7 to 4080 code for a protein of 1357 amino acids. The record is from RefSeq and is a predicted model, not a curated record. Lineage: Eukaryota; Metazoa; Chordata; Amphibia; Anura; Pelobatidae. Gene Ontology annotation, biological process: positive regulation of transcription initiation by RNA polymerase II. Gene Ontology annotation, cellular component: nucleus. The transcript has 21 exons.
GGUAACAUGGCGGAGGGCGAGCCCAAGGUCCCCGAGGAACUCUUCAAAGAUGUCAAGUAUUACCCAGUGGGCGACCUGGAUCCUCAGGUUGUUCAGAUGCUGAAAGCUGGCAAAGCAAAAGAGGUUUCAUACAAUGCGUUAGCUACUCACAUUAUCGCUGAAGAUGGAGACAAUCCUGAAGUUGGGGAAGCACGGGAAGUCUUUGAUCUUCCAAUUGUGAAACCUUCCUGGGUCACAUUAUCUGUUCGUUGUGGUGCCCGCCUUCCUGAAAAUGGAUUUUCUCCAGAAUCUGGUCAGAUCUUUUUUGGGGUAACUGCUUGCCUCUCACAGGUUUCCCCUGAGGAUCGUAAUUCUCUCUGGGCCUUAACUACAUUUCAUGGAGCGGACUGUCAACUUAGUCUCAAUAAAAAAUGUACUCAUUUAAUUGUUCCUGAACCAAAGGGGAGUAAGUAUGAAUAUGCUUAUCAACGAGAAAGCAUAAAAAUUGUUACUCCGGACUGGGUCUUGGACUCUAUAUCAGACAAAGCAAAAAAAGAUGAAGCUCCGUACCACCCUCGUCUAAUAGUCUAUGAAGAGGAGGAGGAUGAAGAUGAAUUAAAUGAAGACCAAGACUCUCAAAAUGCUAGUGGAGAAGAGGAUAGAUAUUCAUCUAAAUCCAGCCCAGUUAGUUCCCGUGAAGGUUCUCCAGUCGGCAAUGUAGAGUUUUCUCCAAAACGCAGCUCCAAAGACAAAACAAAAGGCGAACUAAUGUUUGAUGAUUCCUCUGACUCCUCUCCUGAGAAACCCGAAAGAAAUUUAAACUGGACGCCUGCAGAGGUUCCACAGGUGAAUGCUGCCAAGCGAAGACUUCCGCAGGGCAAGGAUUCUGGACUGAUUAAUUUGUGUGCGAAUGUUCCACCUGUGCCAGGAAAUAUAUUGCCUCCUGAUGGCCGCAGCAACUUGCUGUCUUCGGUCCCUGGAACGCCAGCUCCUGAAAGGCCUGAUCUAAUGUCUUUUCGUAGUCCUGCAGUGAGGACACUUAGGAAUAUCACUAAUAAUGCAGAGAUACAGCAAAUUAAUCGACCGUCAAAUGUAGCACAGAUUUUGCAAACCUUGUCGGCUUCUACUAAAGGUUUAGAGCACCAAGUUAAUCACCCACAGCAAGGGCAUCCAAAUUCUGUGUUGUUCAGCCAAGUGAAGUCCUUAACGCCCGAGACUCAACAAUUGUUGCAACAGUCCCAUCAAAAUCAACAACAGCAGCAGCAGCACCAUCCUCUAGUGCAACUCCAACCUCAACAACUUCUACAACUGCAACAGCAACAACAGCAGCAGCAAAUGAAUCAACAGUCUUUCCCUCAGCAUCAGUUUCCACAAGUUAACCAACAACACCAUUUCACACAACUGCAGUUUUCUCAACCGCAGUUACUUCGUCCACAGCAACAAACAAUUCAACACUUCCAGCAACAGCAUGCACUACAGCAACAACUUCAUCAAUUGCAGCAGCAGCAGCAUUUACAACAACAGCAGCAGCAGCAGCAGCAGACCUUGCAGCAGAAUCUACAACAUCAAACACUUAAGCAGCAGAACCUUCAACAAAUCCUUCAACAUCAGCAAAAUCUUCAGCAAACUCCACAGCAGCAACAGACACUUCAGCCGCCUAUUCAGCAGCAACAGACACUUCAGCAGAAUAUGCAGCAACAAACUCUGCAUUCAACAAUUCAGCAGCAACAAGCCCUACAGACAACCAUUCAACAACAACAAAAUCUUCAGCCUGGAAUCCAGCAGCAGAAUCUUCAGCAAAGUAUACAACAGAUUCAGCAACAACAGAACAUACAGCAGAUGCAACAUUUGACGCUUCAGCAAAAGCAGCAAAUUCAGCAGCAUUCUCUACAGCAGCAGCAAAUUCAACCACAUACUUUGCAGCAGCAGCAAAUCCAGACACAUGCCUUGCAGCAGCCGCAGCAAAUACAAACUCAGACCCUACAACAACAGCAACUUCAAGUGCAGACUUUGCAGCAGCUCCAGCCCCAAACUUUGCAACAGCAUCAGAUUCAGACCCAAACACUUCAACAGCAACAUCAGAUUCAGGGGCCGACUCUACAGCAGCCACCGCAUACAAUUCCGUCCCAGAGCCUUCCUCCGCAGCAUCACAUACAACCUCAAAAUCAGCAGCAGCAACAUCAAAUACAAGCACAACUGCAACAGUCACAGAAUCUUCAGCAUCAGAUCCAGGCACAGACUCAUCAGCAGCAUCAAAUUCCACCUCAGAUGUUGCAGCAUCAACUUCAGCAGCAGAGUCUCCAGCUACAGCAACAGCAAAUAAAACAUCAGACACUUCAGCAACAGCAAAUGCAGCAGCAAAUACAGCAACAGCAGCAAAUACAGCAGCAGCAGCAACAGCAGCAAAUUCAGCAGCAGAUCCAACAACCUCAAAUUCAGCAGCAACAAACACUGCAGGCUCCGCAGAUUCAACAGGUGUCAAUCCAGCACCAACAGAUACAGCAGAAGCCUAACUUGCAGCAGCUGCAACAGCAGCUUCAACAGCAGCAACUACAGCGCUUACAGCAGCAACGACAACUGCAAAAUCAGACGCCGCAGCAGCAGCUGAAUCAGAUGUCUCAGCAGUUGCACAAUCAGAUUAUCAAUCAUCAAACCCCGCAAUCACAUCAGCUGCAUGGGCAUGAUCCAUCCAUAGAAAUUCCUGAAGAAUAUUUUUUGUCGGGAUGUGUGUUUGCAAUUGCGGACUAUCCUGAACAGAUGUCUGAUAAACAACUACUUGCAACCUGGAAAAGGAUAAUUCAAACUCAUGGCGGCACUGUUGACCCUACCCUUACAAAUCGCUGUACUCAUCUGCUGUGUGAAAGCCAAGUUAGCAGCAUGUAUGCCCAGGCUAUGAAAGAAAGGAAGCGCUGUAUAACUGCUCACUGGCUGAAUUCUGUUUUAAAAAAGAAGAAAAUGAUCCCUCCCCAUCGAGCUCUGCAUUUUCCUGUAGCAUUCCCACCAGGAGGGAAGCCCUGUUCUCAGCAUAUCAUUUCAGUGACGGGGUUUGUUGACAGUGACCGAGAUGACCUGAAGUUAAUGGCCUACUUGGCAGGCUCAAAGUAUACUGGAUAUCUCUGCCGCAGUAACACUGUUCUCAUCUGUAAGGAAACUGGUGGUUUAAAAUAUGAGAAAGCUAAGGAAUGGAGGAUACCUUGUGUGAACGCACUUUGGCUUUGUGACAUUCUUCUCGGGAAUUUUGAGGCUUUGCGUCAGAUACAGCACAACCGGUACACAGUAUUUAAUCUUCAAGACCCACUGGCGCCUUCACCGCAUCUUGUUUCAAACCUUCUUGAUGCAUGGAGAAUUCCAUUAAAGGUGUCAUCAGAACUCCUUAUGGGCAUUAGAAUUCCUCUUAAACCAAAGCAAAAUGAACCGGCCGUUCAACCUAAACGAGCAAGAAUUGAAGAUUUACCACCCCCAACUAAGAAACUGUCUCCUGACCUCACUCCGCAUGUUAUGUUUACCGGUUUUGAUCCACAGCAAGGGCAACAGUACAUCAAGAAACUCUACAUUCUUGGUGGGGAAGUGGCAGAAUCCGCACAAAAAUGCACGCAUCUGGUUGCCAGUAAAGUGACCAGAACAGUAAAGUUUCUGACUGCGAUUUCAAUAGCUAAACAUAUUGUGACCCAGGAAUGGUUAGACGAAAGUUUCAAAUGUCAAAAAUUUGUUGAGGAGCAGAGUUACAUACUGCGGGAUGCUGAAGCCGAAGUAUUGUUCUGUUUCAGCUUGGAAGAGUCCUUAAAAAGAGCACGUGGAACUCCUCUCUUCAAGGGUAAAUAUUUUUAUAUUACUCCUGGAAUUUGCCCUAGUUUGUCAACAAUGAAAGCUAUUGUGGAGAGCGCUGGGGGAAAAAUCUUAACAAAACAGCCUUCUUUUAGAAAAAUUAUGGAGCACAAGCAAAAUAAGAGUUUAGCUGAGAUCAUCUUGAUAUCAUGUGAAAAUGAUCUUCAUCUGUGCAGAGAAUAUUUUGCUAGCAGCAUAGAUGUUCAUAAUGCGGAGUUUGUUCUCACUGGUGUCCUUACCCAAACGUUGGAUUAUGAAUCAUAUAAAUUUACAUGAUGGUCUUGAAGGACCCUGUUGCUUCACAGACUUCAGUCGACUUGAAGAAUACAUACAAACCCUGCUCUCGCUCUUUAUUUUUUUUUUUUUUUUCUUUAUUUUAAUCCUUUUGUGGAUACGUGGCAGUAAGCAGGAAAAAACUAAUUAUGGGCAUCUUUUCUUAGGAUGUAUGUUUUUUGUUAAAAAUAUGCAUAAAUUAUUAUGUUCUGUAUUAUAGUAUGAUCUUAAGAGCCCACAGAGGUUUAAAAGUGUUCUUUUGUGUUUUUUUUUUUUUUUUUUUUUUUUAAUGUAAUUUGUAAAAAUAAUGAAGGUACUGAAAGUAUUUUUGUGGCGAAAGGGCUAAUGUUAAUGUUUGUUAAAUAACAAGAUUAGAGAAAUAAUUUUUUUGUAUUAUUUUGUAUUUCUAAAUCCAAAGUUUCUUUUUUAUAUUGAUAUUUUCCAAAGUUUAAAAUAAAUAUACUUUGGUUGUAUACUGCUUUUGUUUAUUUAAACCCAUCUAAAAAUAUUUACAUGGGAUUGCACUUUUGAUGAAGUUUGUUUUCUAUUUAAUUGUGCCUCUUAAAACUUUUGUACAGCGCUGUUACCCCUUUAUGCAAAAAUAUUCCAUUACUGCCAAAAUAUCAAGUUACUUGCCUCAGAUUCAUGUGUUGCUUGGUACAAAAUUAUGGAA